Messenger RNA from Aspergillus wentii DTO 134E9, 1533 nucleotides. RefSeq lists its product as uncharacterized. Lineage: Eukaryota; Fungi; Ascomycota; Eurotiomycetes; Eurotiales; Aspergillaceae. The record is from RefSeq and is a predicted model, not a curated record. The transcript has a single exon. Bases 37 to 1206 code for a protein of 389 amino acids.
ACAACAACAUCAACACUCCCAAUCAUUCAAUCAACCAUGGCCAAGUCACAUCAGGUACCCCCGGAGAUUUUUCUUCAGAUCCUCAAAUAUGUCAAAAAUGGCAAGAUACCACCGUCGGAACAAAACGCCACACUCAACAGCCUCCGCCUACUCAACCGCGCCUGGUCCCCCAGCGCCACUGAGAUCUUGUAUCGCGACCUCAAAAUCCAUGGAAGUGAUCGAAUGGACCAGGAUCUCCAUCGGUUAUCGGUGUUGAAACAAAUUAAACAACCACAGUUUUCACCACUGGUCAAGGACCUCACUAUUGAACUCUCGCUGCAUGCCAAUGUCGACGACGAAACCUCCAUGGAUAAUUUCCAGGACUUGUUCACGACCUUGACUGAGUCAUUGCCAGGGACAGUUCCAACGCUGAAGAACCUCGAAAAACUUCAUCUGAUUCUUUAUGGGAGCUAUGACAGGACAUACCUCAGCGAGCAAGACGAAGUAUGUGUGUUGGUGGGCAACGCCCUCGCCCAACUUUCCGAGUCAAUUCCAUGGGAAUAUUUCGGUGCUAUCGGGAAAUCCCUGGCUGUUUCCAAGUUAUCGAAUCUGAAAGACCUACGUGUGGAUCUUAUGACUAUCUGCGAUCUGGGAAAUGCGAUCGACGAAGCAGAGAAUACAGAUCGCGAAAUCUUUGCGUCCAACAUCUCCCAACUGCGCUCGUUAGACUUGACAGUUAGCGUGCCUACAUGCUGUGGCUUGUGCGAAUGCAUGGCCGAGUCAUACAGCAAAGACCACCCUUUCACUGAUUCAUACGAGUGGGUAUGCAAUAGCAAUGUCAUUCCCCGCCUAUUCGAGUAUGGCAUUCCAAACCUCGAAUCGCUGAGGAUCGGAUGCAGCCCGUGGACAAAGGCGUAUCUGGAAAUGGAUGACUUCUUCUCCAAACUAUCGUACACCAAGUUGCGGGAUCUUCGUCUCGGGAAUGUCCAUAUCUCCACCGACACUCUACUGAAGGUUAUGGACAUGAAUCGCGACAGUCUCGAGGAGAUAAUGGUUACAUUUAUCGAUGGUACCGAUGCCAACAAGGAAGCCAUAGAGAAGAAGCUCAGUGAAAUGCCGAAUCUCGUGCUCGCCUCUAUUUGUGCGCAGAAUGGUCGAGGUGCCAUCCGGUUCAACCGGAAGCGAGGAAUUCACCAUCGAAAGCCCCCCAAGGGUGUUUAUAACUAGAUACACUUGUACAAUGCAUUAUAUGACUCCAAGUUGUUUGUCGGUAGAGCGCUUGGGCCGCUCCUGGGCUCUACCAGCUGAUCUUGCAGCUUCAAUGUUCUGCGUUCCGGUGGGUCUAGUACACAUUAUCCGUACCGUAAGGUAGAUAUCGCGUACAAGUCAAGGUCAAUGUGGAGAGUCCAUCCUAACUUGAUAGGGUGAGGUGAGCUUCUCACCUUAGAACUAGCGUGGCACACAAGGUAACUCAACAAGUUCCAAGCUGGGUUCUAAACUCUAAGGUGAGUAUGGGCCACCCUCCUUAUAAGUAAUUUAUAAGUAAUCUUUACG